AUGCUGAGCCAAGUCGAAUUGAAUCUUUCUUUGGUUGAUGUGUUACGUGAAAUCCCAAAAUAUGCUAAGUAUAUCAAGGACAUUGUGGCUAAUAAAAAAAGAUUGACUGCGUUUGAAACAGUUGCACUUACUGAAUACUGUACUUCAAGAAUUCAAAAGAAGUUUCCCAAAACACUAAAGGAUCCUGGGAGCUUUACCAUGCCCAUUCGAAUUGGUGAGGUAGAUGUAGGACAAACAUUAUGUGAUUUGGGGGCAAGCAUAAAUUUGAUGCCUUUAUUGGUCUUCAGUCAGUUGGGGUUGGGGGGACCAAGACCAACCACAGUCAUAUUGCAGCUUGCUGAUAGAUCCAUUGUUCAUCCUGAAGGGGUGAUAAAAGAUGUGUUUCUACAGAUUGAAAAAUUUAUUAUUCCAGCAGAUUUUAUCAUAUUGGACUACGAAGCUGAUGAACAUGUCCCAAUCAUCUUGGGACGACCUCUCCUAUCCACCACCGAUGAAGUCAUAAAAGUUCGAGAAGAAAAACUAAUUCUAGAAUUUGACAAUGUGGAAGCAAUUUUUAAUGUGAACAAGAUAAUUCAACUUCCAAGUUACUAUGAAGACCUCGCGAUCAUCUGGAUGACAGUCUAG
Messenger RNA from Nicotiana tabacum (common tobacco), 624 nucleotides. RefSeq lists its product as uncharacterized. The record is from RefSeq and is a predicted model, not a curated record. NCBI's taxonomy places the organism in Eukaryota, Viridiplantae, Streptophyta, Magnoliopsida, Solanales, Solanaceae.